ACAGAUCACUCCAGAUUACUCAAAUAGCAACUUUUAUCUUCCUCCGGUUUACAUUCUGUCUGCAUUACGCAACAGCUCAUGGACGAAUUGCGUCCUAAGAAUUUCCUGAACCAUUUCUAUAUCAAUUCAUUAUUCUUUGUAACAUCCAAUUCAUAUUCAAAUGUAGCCGUAUUUUUUGAGGAGAUAUCAAGUGUUGCAAGUUUGAAAAUUUUUCCCCUCUUGGUCCAAAUUCAUAAAAGGUGCAAAAUAUAAAUGUUCAAAAUGUCUUCUUCAAAGUUCUUCGUUUUGUCAAUGAUAUCUGGAACACUAUCGGCUCUGCUGGCAACGCAUGCUGGAACAAAAUCAAUACUAAGCUGCUUGUUUGGAUUUCUUGCUGCUCUAGUUUUCUGUAUCUCUCUCAUGUUCUUGUGGAUUCUGACCCUUCGUCCAUCUCCUCGGCAAGGAAUACUAUCGGUUCUUCGUCAGCUGUAUUUCGCAGGCACCUCUUACAUUAGAGGGAAGUAUCAUCUCCGUGAACUAAACGCAGCCUGGAAGAACCCUCGACUUGCUCAGGAACAGUUUCUAUUGAGGAUUCUCAAGGAUAAUGGGGACACUGACUAUGGAAAGAAGUUCCAGCUGCAGAAAAUACAGAGCGUUAAAGAGUUCCGAAAACGCCAUCCGUUGACGACUUAUGAAGAUUACAAACCCUACGUUGAACGUGUAAUGGCUGGAGAGCGUGGCGUCAUGACCCAGGUUAUCCCGAACGCCUUCAUUCAAACUUCCGGUACGACUGGUCCUUCAAAGUAUUUUCCGCAAAGAGAUCAUAGGCUUACUUUGCGAAGAUGGCUGGAUGUUACAUUUGCCAAUCUGCACGAAGUAUGCCCCAAGAUCGGACUGCUCCAGAGGAAAAUCUUCCACUACGUCCAGCCGGUGAUGUCUAGGGCAGAAAGCGGAGGAAGCAUCAGGACAGGCAUUUCAUUUUACGAAGACGGUUUUAUGGCAUCCUGUUAUACGACACCUCCCGCAGGUUUCCGUAUCCAGUCUUUCAAAGAGGCCAAUUACAUCCACCUUCUGUUUGGUCUCCUUAAUCCAAACGUAGGGGUUUUCUGUGCAGUUUUCCUUGGCGCCAUUGACAACUUGAUGCAGCAGCUUGAGCAAUGGUGGGAGGACAUCGUCCAAGAUAUCGAACAUGGAACAAUCAAUGAGAAGGUGCAAAUUAACGAUACAGCCAUUCGAACAUCGCUUGAAGUAGCUCUUGGUCGUGGUCAUCCGGUGAGGGCGGGCGAACUGAGAUAUCAGUUCAAAAAAGGAUUCAAUAGCAUUAUGAAAAGGGUUUGGCCAAACCUUGAGGUGCUAGUAGCGGUAGAUAAUGCUGGAGUCUGGCCAAAGUUAAAAAAGACAUAUGCGAACGGUGUUAAACUUGUGACUUUCGCAUAUGGAACCUCUGAAGGUAUGCAUCAAGGGUUGUCGCCCUGGAUACACGAUGACAAUCACGGCAUAGCUUUCUGGAUCACAAGUUCCUUCUUCGAAUUCAUCAAAUUGGAGAACUCGCAUGAGAGUCAGCCUAAAACUUUUCUCAUCGACGAACUGGAGAUCGGGCAGGCGUACGAGAUCGUCUUCACCCAAGAUUGUGGUCUCUAUAGAUACCGGGUAGGAGAUGUCAUACGGAUCACCGGAUAUCACUACAACUGCCCCAUAUUUGAAUUCAUGUAUCGUUUGGGGUUAAUUCUGAACUUGCGUUAUGAGAAGAUGAAUCAGGUUAUUCUAAAGGAGGGCCUCCAGUCGGCUGUUGGACAGUUCACUGGCGUUAGGCUAGUCGAGUACGCAGUGGCUGAAAGCAAACUUAUUCCGAAAUCAUCACCAGCAUCUGAAGAGACAGAAGACAUGCCGUAUUACGUGAUAUUUCUAGAAUUAGGCCACGUAGGAAACUCAUCUGGACACGGAGACAACAAAAUGACGAAGGUUAAUGAAAUUACAACUGCAAUCGAUAAUGCGCUACGCGAGCGUAACAGCGACUACCAGAGACUGCGGAGAGAGGGCGCUAUUUCACACCCUCGCGUUUACAUCGUGGACACAGGCACGUUCGAAGAGCUAAAGCAAUACGUGGUGAAUACUACAAGCACGACUGUCAACCAGUACAAAGUGCCCCGGAGAAUUCGUACCGUUAAUAUUCUUAACUUUAUGUAUGGUCACGCGACAAGCAGCCCAACAAAGGAAAAAUAAUAAUCUUCUUGGAUCUUAGAUAAAACGGAGUGUGUGUCCUUACCCAUGAUAAAGAUUCAAACUGAUGAAUGGUAGAGUCACAUGACGAAACCGACUUCAAUCCGACUGUCCGGAUAGCCGUUACAAACAUCGUUUUAGGUUUGGUGGUCCGGAGUCGAUUUUGCUUUUGUUACUGUGGCAUAAAAUAGUAUCUUAACUCGGUCCUAUAAGUGUAGUCUAGUUGGUCCUUAAUUAGGCCCAUCCUUCCACUGAUAAUGGCGUUAUGUUACGGAAAUCCCGUUCAUAGCCUAUUGUAUGCAUGGUAUGUGGAAUGACAGUUUCUGAAUAAUAAACAUGUUCAAUUCCCCCUAAUUAUUUGAAUGUAAAACGUUUUCCUUGAAACUCCAAAUCGUCAUCGGAAAUUUUGAAAAACUUACGUUUUUUUUUCGUCAUGAAUGUCAUGAUUGUCAUUUUUUUCAAGCAAUCUGCUUAUGAUGACAAUCCUUCUCCUGCAAAUUGUGAAUAUCAUAUAGUUAAUCAUUUUUGUCUGAAAUUAUCUUUUUAAUACUCUUUAUUUAUGAUUCAUGCCAAAAAUGCUAGCAUAUUAUGUUUAUUAUGUUAUGAAAAAUGUAUUAUUCAAAUGUUAUGGAUGCAGAAGAAAACAAUAAAUCAAAUCAAAUCAAACUGAAACAGGAACAAGUAGAAAGUUUGUGAUACUGGUCUAAGGUUAUCAGUUGGAUGUAUCACGGUUUCUACUCCGAAAUAUCAUACCAUUGCCUUGACCUAUAUAUAAGGAUAUUGAUAUUUCCAAAGUCCACCUGGAAACAAUAGCCUUGGUUCAUCUUUUGCCUCUACGAUGUCUACCGGCAGCAAAGAAGCGUUAUAAGCGCUAAAGGGGCAUUGACAGUAGGCCAAGUCACAUCAUUGCGAUUGUAUUAUCGCCACCAACACCACCACCUCAUUAUCAUUACCACCACCAUUAACACCACCAUCACCACCAUCCUCGCCACUAUCAACACCACCACCAUAACCAUCAACACCACCACACCACCAUCCUCGCCAAUAUCAACACCACCACCAUAAACAUCAACUUAUGAUAUGAGGCAUCGCUGUGACAAUUGUAACCAAGCGCCUGCAUUUUUAACGCUAUGAAUAGCAGCCGGGACGCGAAAUUAUUUUUCCCAAUGCAAUGCCGGACCCCAAUAUAAAUAAUUAUGACUUGCGUCUUCGGAAUAAUAGUACGCAUGCGCGUGGACUAGAAGCCUAAUGCCUAUGUAUGGGUAGACCUAUUGGUAAUUUGAGGGUGCUGAUUCGUUCGUGGCAACGUGAACGCGAACGACCAUAAUUAAUUCUGUAAAGGUAAGUCCACGCGCAUGCGUACUUAUAUUCCGAAGACGCAAGACAUGAAUAUUCAUAUUGGGGUCCGGACCUGCGGAAGGAAAAAUAAUUUCGCAGCCGGGAUUUUUUUUUUCUUGUUCAUUUGCCUUUUAAGUUGACGUCUUAUGCAACCUGUUACGUACAGCUGCACACCCCGGCAUGCCUACAUAAUGAACUUCAAACGCCUCUCUAGUUUAGUUUGUGAAACCUUCACGAAACGGGUUUCUGUGUCAUAUUUGUUUAUCAGUCGUGUCAGUAUAAGGCUUAUUAUGAAUUUCGUAUAAAAUAAGUGGUGACAAGAAAUAAUCAAGUUUAUUGAUGUUAUUUCUUCUAAAUUAUUAUCAUGAUUAUAUCUUAACAUUUUUUUGUGAACGUAUUAUUCAUAAAUCAAAUGAAGUAUGCU
Lytechinus pictus (painted urchin) is the source of this 3961-nucleotide messenger RNA. RefSeq lists its product as uncharacterized. The coding region runs from base 253 to 2202 and encodes 649 amino acids. NCBI's taxonomy places the organism in Eukaryota, Metazoa, Echinodermata, Echinoidea, Temnopleuroida, Toxopneustidae. The transcript is spliced from 7 exons. Gene Ontology annotation, cellular component: cytoplasm. Gene Ontology annotation, molecular function: acid-amino acid ligase activity. The record is from RefSeq and is a predicted model, not a curated record.